AUGUUGGCUUCUUACAAGAUAGCAAAUUUGAUUGCAAAAGCAGGUAAGCCUCAUACUAUCGGUGAAUCUCUGAUCAUGCCGGCAGUGGCUGUAGUGCUUUCAACUGUCAUGAAUCAGAGUCCACAAGAGGUGAAUGAUUUCUCGCUUCAACUCGACGAAUCAACUUUACCUGAUAAUUCUGCUCUUUUGAUGGCAUUUGUGAGGUUUCUUGAUGUAGAUGAAAUAUGUCAAGAAAUGCUUUUCGCAUUGAAAUUAACGACUGACACUAAAGGAGAAUCCAUCUUCAAAAAACUUGAGGUCUAUUUUGAGGAGAACAACAUUCCACUCAAGAACAUUGUGGCUUGUGCAACAGAUGGCGCUGCUGCUAUGAUAGGAAGUGGGACAGAACUUGGACAGAAACUUGUUGAUGCAAAGAGUGACAUCUUUCUCUACCUGUCUGACAUAUUUGAAAAGCUAAAUGUUCUGAACAAAGAGCUUCAAGGAAAUAACUCCACCAUGUUUUCCUGCAAGGAGGCAAUUACUACAUUUAAAGGGAAACUCAAGCUGUUCUGGUUGAACCUUGGAAGACGAGAGUUUGCACAGUUUCCUUCCUUAGCAGUUAUAUCCACCGAUCUGCUUGAUGAUGACCUAGCAGUGUAUGUUGACCAUCUGAAGCAGUUGCAUAAUGAUAUGGACACUCGCUUCUCUGACCUACUCCAAAUGACUGUGCCACACUGGUUUGUGGAUCCCUUCAUUGCUGAUGUAUCUGAAGUUGAUGUCACCCUACAAGAAAGUCUCAUUGAACUUCAGAAUAACACAACAGCUCAAGCAAGGUUCAAGCGUGGAGGACACCAGAAGCUGUGGAUGAAUCAAGAUGUGUAUAAGAAGUACCCAAUACUCUGGAAAGAUGUGAAGUUGCUCUUACUUGCCUUUCCCACGUCUUACUUGGUUGAGACUGGUUUCAGUCGGGUGAUGUACUGCUGUCAAAGACACGAAAUCGCCUUGACUAGAAAAAAGAGGCGAUUUACGUCUCUCUCUGACAGCUUUCAAGCCAAACAUUGA
Molecule: messenger RNA, 1041 nt
Organism: Macrobrachium nipponense
Lineage: Eukaryota; Metazoa; Arthropoda; Malacostraca; Decapoda; Palaemonidae
Product: SCAN domain-containing protein 3-like
Exons: 3
Coding region: 1-1041 (346 amino acids)
Source: RefSeq, a predicted model, not a curated record